Molecule: messenger RNA, 1563 nt
Organism: Microtus oregoni (creeping vole)
Lineage: Eukaryota; Metazoa; Chordata; Mammalia; Rodentia; Cricetidae
Gene: Tespa1
Product: thymocyte expressed, positive selection associated 1
Exons: 9
Coding region: 1-1563 (520 amino acids)
Molecular function (GO): signaling receptor binding
Source: RefSeq, a predicted model, not a curated record
AUGGAAGCAUCAGUGCUGAGCCCCACAUCCUGGGAGAAACGAAGAGCAUGGUUACAACAAAGUCGUAACUGGCAAACCCAGGUCCUGGAAGAGGAGGCUGCAGCUGCCCUGCAGGAUGCACUGGAUCCCGAGCCUUCCAGCUUGGAUGAUGUUUUCCAGGAAGGAAAUCCAAUCAAUAAGAUUGAGGACUGGCUGCAGGGCUGUGGAGACACUGAGGAGGGACUUUCUGAAGAAACAGGGCAAUCCAACUGCAGUGGGUACUCUAGCCAUGGAACUAGCUUUGAAGAUGACUUGAGUCUUGGAGCGGAGGCCACGCUACUAGCCACCAAUGGAAACCUCUUCUCCAGGAAAUUCCUCCAGACACCCAGGCCUUGUCAGUUACUCGAUCUUGGCUGUAGUUUGGCUUCCAGCAGCAUGACUGGUGGAACCAACAAAACCAGUUCAAGCAUCUCAGAGAUCUUGGACCAGGUACAAGAAGAUGCAGAAGACGUCCUCUUCAGUCUGGGCUUUGGCCAUGAGGACCACAAAGAUACGUCUCGUAUCCCUGCAAGAUUUUUCACCAACCCCUCUCAGGCCAAGGGCAUUGACUUUCAGCUCUUUCUGAAAUCUCAGAUGGAAAGGAUUGAGAUGGAGGAUCCCUGCCUGAUGCUGGCCAGCCGCUUCAAGCAGGUGCAAACACUGGCCGUCACUGCAGAUGCUUUCUUCUGUCUCUACUCCUAUGUAUCUAAGACACCCGUCCAAAAGUUCACACCACCCAACAUGUUCUGGCCUUGUGACCCAACUGAUAUGCCAUCCAUCAGGAUUCUGGAUACAGAGCCUGAACCCCACUCACCCAGAGAACGUCUGCGGAAAGCAAUCUCUAAAAUGUGCCUGUAUACAGGUUCCCGAGAUCGCCUGGCACCAUUUCACAACAACCCCAAAAGAAACAGUUUGGACCAAGUUGUGUGGGAAGUGAUGGACAGAGUGAAAGGAGAAAAGCUAGGUCUCCAGCAAGGCUCUGGAAAUGGACAAGUCCCUCAGGAAGAGUCUGUGUCUCCAGUACAAAAUACGAAGCCGUCCACUUCUCCUUUUUCAUGUGUUUUUUGCCCUAAAGAAGAAACACGGAGAGACAAGUGCUGUGUUCAUGCUCUGGACAGAGCAGGUCCACAAUGCAAUACAGACUCUACACAAGUAAGAGAGCUGUGGGGUCUACAGGCCAUUGAGGAGAAGCCCUACUCGGAUGAGAAUGAGAGUUCAUGGGGAAGGAAAAGCAAAGUGAGAAAGAGCCUAUUCCAAAGUCCUCCCUCAGACAAGGAGAUUAAAUCACUGGACUUGUCCGUCAUCCAGAAGAAACAAAAGCAGAGCCAAACCAGACAUGAGCUACACCAAUCUCUAACUCAGCAGCUUGGGAGUGCUUCUGACUUGGAGCAGGUACAAAACAACAAUGAAGAAGAGGAGGAGUGUCACUUGCCCACCAGAGCCGGGCACCCCUACUUCUACCACACUUCCCUUGGAGAAGACUCAAGAAGUAAGUUGGCCUGUGUGUCAGUGUUUCAAUAUGCGGACACAUCCUCUCCCCAAUGA